Molecule: messenger RNA, 3502 nt
Organism: Paramisgurnus dabryanus
Lineage: Eukaryota; Metazoa; Chordata; Actinopteri; Cypriniformes; Cobitidae
Gene: nrg1
Product: neuregulin 1
Biological process (GO): cell differentiation; intracellular signal transduction; animal organ development
Molecular function (GO): chemorepellent activity; protein tyrosine kinase activator activity
Source: RefSeq, a predicted model, not a curated record
CUGGACCUCUCUGCCUCGUUCUGAGGUGGGAUCCACCCUCGGGCUACCGCAUGCAUCUGUCUCUGGAGCGCAUGCCUUAUUUAUAGACGCUCUGCUGGUGUUGUUUUUGCCGCUCCGUUGGAGAACGUGAGAACAAACCUGGAUGAAAGAAAUUAGAGCCACGGAAGCACUUCCUCUUUAGUUACAAGGUUAGUCUUCUGAGCGUCGUGUCCAUCAGAGUCCCUUCCCCCUCGCUGGUCAUCUGAUAAUAGAUAGAACACUUCAUGAGGCAGCAUGCUUAACUCCGCAGCGCUAGAAAGACAUCUGGACAGCUGCAUUUGAGAGCUGGGACGACAGAGAGAUGAAGUCGGAGGCUACGGAGGACAUCUCGGCCGGACUCGCAUCUCAAGAGGCACUUUCAGAGGUCUUGUCCGAGGUCGCCGCAAAAGAGACGGCCCAAGGCGAGCAGGAGGAGGAGAACCCAGGAGGGGACGGUGACAGCGACAGCACCGAGCACGGUUGUCCGGGAUGCUUGCCUUUAACUGUGUGCUGCGUCUGCCUAGAGCUUGAGCACGUGCGUAACUGCGUCCGCUCUGAAAAAAUUUGCAUCCUGCCCAUCCUGGCCUGCUUGCUGAGUCUGGCCCUCUGCACGGCCGGACUCAAGUGGGUCUUUGUGGAUAAGAUCUUUGAAUACGAGCCACCUAGCCACCUUGAUCUCAAGCGCAUCGGACAGGACCCUAAUUUAUAUUUAGACCCCACUCUUAAUACUUCAUCAGUCUCGCCCCCCAACCUCACUUCCACCCCGACAACUCCAAACGUCCAAGGACAGCCAAACGUGUUCGUGGAGGGCGAAUCCACGGGCGGACCAUUCGUGCCCCCCUCGCCUAAGGUGCUUGUUUUUACCUCCACCCCAUCAGUGACAAUUCGCACAAACCCUGCAUCUCCACCCAUCCCCAAGAGCACCUUCAGACCGGCUAAGAAUGACACCCUAAUCCAAUAUCCAUCCCAAACUCUGGAAUCUAACGAUAUUAUUCCCAGAACCUCGGCCACCAGCACCACAACAUCGGCAAAGACCUCGAGUCACGUGACCCGCUGCAGCGAGAGCGAGAGGAACUACUGCGUGAACGGAGGAGAAUGCUUUACACUGGAGGUCACACCCGGAAACAUCAGACGCCUCUGCAGGUGCCCCAAUGAGUUUACUGGUGAUCGCUGCCAAAACUACGUAAUGGCCAGCUUCUACAAACAUCUUGGGAUUGAAUUUAUGGAAGCUGAGGAGCUCUAUCAGAAACGUGUUUUGACAAUAACAGGCAUCUGCAUCGCUCUCCUAGUAGUUGGCAUCAUGUGUGUGGUGGCUUACUGCAAAACAAAAAAACAGAGGAAAAAGCUGCACGAUCGGCUGCGGCAGAGUUUACGAGAGCGCAACGCUGCGGCUAAAGGCCCUCCCAAUCCCCCACCCGAAAAUCUGCAACUGGUCAAUCAUUACAUGGCAAACAGUGCUGUUCCUCCUCAUCUUCAUGCGAUGGAGAAAGAAGCAGAAACAUCUCUCUCUACAAAUGACUUCAUCACUUUAACACAUCUGUCCACUUCUGUCACUAAUUUCUCCAGCUCAUGCUGGAGUAAAACAGUGAGCGUGGAUUCGGACAGUCAUACGGUGACGGUGAACACAUCGGUGGAGAACUGCCGACAUCAUGUUGCACCUGUACAGAGAGGCCGUCUGAACGCUACUGGAGGUUCACAUCAGAACUCCAGAGAAGCUCAGAUCUCCUGCAGUGAGAGGUACGUCCCAGCCAUAACAACACCCAUCCGCCUGUCACCCGUGGGGCCUCUGUCUCCUGUGACGCCCUCCUCGCCGCCUUCCGAGAUGUCGGCUCCUCUCUCCAGCCUGGCGACCUCCAUCCCUUCCAUGGCGACCAGUCCCUCCGGAGAGGACGAGCGCCCCCUGCUUUUCCGGACGCCUCCGAUCAUGCGCGACAAAUCGGCUUCGAACCAGGCCCGGAAGUCGGGCCACAAUCUCCGUAACUCUGCCCACUACAAUCACGGCCUCGACCUGCUGAGCCCUCCGGCCAGCCCUCUGCACAUCGAAGAGGACGGAGGGACCGAAAGUUCGCACAACCCCAGCGAAAGAACUCAACAGAUCGUCCGGGCGGCCGAAGAGUCGUCAGAGCCCGGCAGCGGCAGUAACUCGGCGAGCAGCAGCUCGGAAAGCGAGGACGAGGACACGCCGUUUCUCGGCUUGCAAAACCCGCUCUGCGGGUCCGCGGUUCUGGACGGGCUGGAGGGUAACAGAACUAACCCUGUACUACACCUGUCACCACAGGAACACCUGCAGAGCAGACUAACUAGUGUCAUGGUCAACCAAGAUCCUAUAGCCGUGUAAAACUAAACAGAUCACCACUAAACCUUUAUUUUCUAUAAUUAGGUAUUUGAGGAAAACUAUUUUAUUUUAGCGAAACAGAGACUUUUAUAAACUCGAUGUAUGAAAAAUGUGUUCAUGUUAUUAUGUUGUUAUUAUUAAAAGUGCCAUUCAUGUGUAGCUGAGGUCACAGUAUUUCAUUAGCAGAAUAAAUAUAAUCAAAAUGGUGCCUUUUCAUUUAAGUUGGGAAAAAGAAAAAACGGAAAAAACUGCAUUAUGCCACUGGGCCAUAUAUUCACCACCAAAUAAAUAUGUGUGUGUCUGAAAAAGAAACUCCACCAGCACUCCGUGUAGGAAUAGUAAACAAACCAAAUGGUCACUUUGGUAAAAAUGUUUAUUUUUAUUGAAACUGAUCAUUAUUGUAUUCCUACAUUGUGGCUGUAAAUCUGAAUGUAAGUCGAUCUACUGCUGCUCAUUAGAGUUUAUUAACACUUGCUAGAAAAGUGCUAAGAAAUACUAAAACUAUUCACAAAAUCAGCUAUAAGACAAACAUAAUCACAUUAUUGUCUUUUAUAUCAUAGUGAAUUUUGAUUUCGUCAUAUGACUGAAUAUAUGGCUCAUUGUAUCCAUCACAUUCAUUGGCUUUGGUGUAAAAGUUAAUGCAGCAGUUGUUUGAAAAGUGCAAAUUGUUUCAUUCAGAAGAUGGAAAGAGAUUUUUUUAUUCGUUUUUUUUUAACAUUCAUCUUUUGUUAUCCAUGUAGACUGUUACAUUAUAUUCAGAGUGUGUUCAUGUGUGCGUCCAGUAUUUUACAUUCAGAUGAGGGCUCUGCUGUUUGCUUUCACAGAUUACUACAGUAACUACAGCGUCAUUUCACCACCAUCUCUUCAGCUUGAUCUCAAUACAACACAUAUAUAUAUAUAACCUGGAGCAGUGAAUUUCUCUUCCAUUAAAAGAUUUUAUUUAUUUUCUUUAUUUAUUUGUUAUUUAUUUAUUUAUUAUCUGAUCUUGGCCUUAUGUAAUCUUCUAUAUUUUAAUAGCGAUGAUAUUAUAAUGUUUUUUUUCCCGUCACUUAAUAAUAUUUCUGUGCAGCAUUCUGUCAUUCAAAACAAUAAAUGUUCACCUUGAAAAAAUGCUGAUUGUAAAUAAUAUAAAACAAGCUGAUGAACAGC